GUGGCAUGCAGCGGUUUGUGCGUAAACGUAUGGUUUGUGUACGAAACUAGCAACUUUUCUAAGAAAACUCGCUCGCUUGCAGGUUGUUCCGGAAAAAGAGUUGAAAAUGGGAGACGGGCAGUAUAUUCUCCUAGGAGUUUGUAUCCUUUCUUGUUUGACGUCGAUACAUGGGUACUUUGUGGCCAUUGAUGCCCAUGCAGAAGAAUGUUUUCACGAUAAAGUGACAUCCGGAACAAAAAUGGCCCUCACUUUUGAGGUCGCUGAGGGCGGUUUUCUCGAUAUUGAUGUGAAGAUUACAGGGCCUGAUAACAAAGUCAUCUACGCUGGCGAGAGAGAAUCCAACGGCAAGUACACCUUCCCAGCACACAUGGACGGACAGUACCGCUACUGCUUCAGCAACAAGAUGUCGACCAUGACACCGAAGGUUGUCAUGUUUUCCAUCGAUGUUGGGGAUUCACCUAAAGACACGUCAAUGGAUACAGAGGAGCAUCAUAACAAAUUAGAGGAUAUGAUUAACCAACUUGCCACCGGGCUAACGGCCGUCAAGCACGAGCAAGAAUACAUGGAGGUCAGGGAACGAGUGCAUAGAUCAAUUAAUGACAACACAAACUCCAGGGUAGUCUUAUGGUCAUUCUUUGAAAGUUUAGUGCUGGUUGCGAUGACACUUGGACAAGUCUACUACCUUAAACGCUUCUUCGAAGUCAGAAGAGUCGUCUAGUUGCUGUUGAUUUUAGUCCUCUUGCCACAGAACAGUUAUAAGUACAUAGUGAAGCAGUAAUGUUGCACAACAAGAGCCAACCUUCCAGUGUGGGUUCCAGACCAACAAUGUAAAAACAUAGACACGAUGCGGCACCCGUCUCUGCAAAACGCACGUCUGCCAUUUUGGGAGUCAAAUCUUUUGUGUAUAGACGAUGUGACCCGUGACAUCACGUUUACAAAAGAGCCACAG
This is a messenger RNA of Asterias rubens (European starfish), 949 nucleotides long. RefSeq names its product transmembrane emp24 domain-containing protein 2-like. Bases 107 to 718 code for a protein of 203 amino acids. The transcript has 4 exons. The record is from RefSeq and is a predicted model, not a curated record. Gene Ontology annotation, biological process: endoplasmic reticulum to Golgi vesicle-mediated transport; Golgi organization; intracellular protein transport. Gene Ontology annotation, cellular component: COPII-coated ER to Golgi transport vesicle; endoplasmic reticulum; endoplasmic reticulum-Golgi intermediate compartment. Lineage: Eukaryota; Metazoa; Echinodermata; Asteroidea; Forcipulatida; Asteriidae.